This is a messenger RNA of Cuculus canorus (common cuckoo), 5308 nucleotides long. RefSeq names its product reticulophagy regulator 1 (gene RETREG1). The transcript has 10 exons. The record is from RefSeq and is a predicted model, not a curated record. Gene Ontology annotation, cellular component: endoplasmic reticulum membrane. NCBI's taxonomy places the organism in Eukaryota, Metazoa, Chordata, Aves, Cuculiformes, Cuculidae. Gene Ontology annotation, biological process: reticulophagy; negative regulation of neuron apoptotic process. The coding region runs from base 82 to 1602 and encodes 506 amino acids.
CACCGCCGCUCUCACGCGUGGCCCUGCCUCUUCGCGCAGCCCCGCCCCUCCCGCGCGCAGCGCGGCCGCCGCCACCGAGCCAUGGCGAGCGCGGUGCCCCCAGAGCCUCGCUCGCCGGGGUCAGGCGGGGAGAGCGGCGGCGGCGGCGGCGGGCGGGAGCGGCCCGAAGCGCUGCUGCAGCAACAGCAGCAGCAGCAGGAGGAGGAGGAGGAGGAGGAGCGGGGCGCGGCGGCAGCAGCAGCCGGGGCUGCGGAGCCGGCGGCGGCGCUGCUGGGGGAGACGGGUCUGGCGUUGGGCUGCUGCGUGGCUGCGGCGCUGAGCUGGGAGCGGCCGCUGCACAGCCUGGGCGGCUUCGUGUGCGCCAACCUGCUCUUCUGGCUUGUUGCACUGACCUCUUGGAGGGUGUAUCAUCUGACUUCUCUCGUAAUGCUUGGAAUACUAGUUCUUCAGAUAAUAAAGGAUUUGGUGUUCUCGAGGGUAAAAGGUGCGUGGCUUUGGAGGACCAUCACUAGCAAACCUGACAUCCUCGGGACAAUUCCUGCUGUCUUGUGCAGCUGGAGUAUCAUCAAUUCCAGGCAAGACUACAGACCCAGAAUAAAUCAGUGCAUUUCAGAAACACUGAUGAAUUUACUUGUAUUUCUUCAAGAAAUGUCCCACUUCAAGGAACAAAACCCUGGCAAGUUUUGCCUACUAGUCUGCAGUGUAUGUACAUUUUUCACUGUCUUGGGAAGUUACAUUCCUGGAGUUGUCCUCUCCUAUGUCCUGCUAUUGUGUGCCUUUUUAUGUCCCUUCCUUAAGUGCAAUGAAUUUGGACAGAAAGUGUGCACCAAAGUUAAGACUGUUCUGAUGAAACUAGAUUUUGGAAUAGUGGAAUAUAUCAACCAGAAGAAAAGAGAGAGAUCUGAAACAGGAAAAACAAAACCCACAGAAGAUGACAGUGAAUUAGACAUAUCAGCCCUGUGUCCGAAGGUUAGUCCUGCAGUUGUUGCCAAAGAGCUGUCAGUGUCUGACACAGAUGUAUCAGAGGUAUCUUGGACCGAUAAUGGGACCUUUAACUUAUCCGAGGGGUAUUCACCACAGACAGACACAUCUGAUGAUUUUGACCGACCUAGUGAUCAUGAAGAAGCUUUCGCUAGAGAUCUUUCAGAAUUUCCUUCUUUAGAAAAUGGUGCCGGAACAAAUGAUGACGAUGACUCAAGCAUUGGUAUGCCCAUCCAGCAAAAACAAAAAAAAGAACAAACGUAUUUCAAGGCAGAUCAUGCUUCCAGACAAGAGAGACCAUCCACUGCAGGGCUCUCCUUGCCUUUGACCAGUGACCAAACCUUUAACUUAAUGAGUGGAAUUGCUGGGGAUGUCAUUGCAGCUGCCGUAUCUGCUGCCAUCAAAGACCAGCUGCAGUCUGCACAGCAAGCUCCUUCGCAUGCAGCGCCCAGUUUGAGUGAGGAGACGGACACAGAGGAGGCUGAUGAUUUUGAACUGCUUGACCAGUCUGAGCUUGAGCAGAUUGAGAAAGAAUUGGGACUUUCACAAGGCCAAGAAGCAGAAUCCCGGGAAAAGAAAAAAUCUUCAGGCUUCCUUUCAAAUCUGCUUGGAAGUCAUUAACUGGAAAUUACAACUGGUAACAUAGGAAUUAAAAAUAAAAUACACAAAAAAAAUCAAAUGCAAAAAAAAAAAAAAAAGGAAAAUUCUGAGCUGUAAGCUUUAACUAUCACUUUAGAUGUGUUGUAAUAAUUUCCUUUAUGCAGAGUGAAUUAACUGGAUAAAUAUCAGCUGAUACUGAUAGUUUAAUGUUUAUGGUAGUUAUACCUCAAUGUAAUAGCAUGGAAAUGAAUUAUCUAUCCACAGUUUGGUUGCAGAUGAGUGUUGGAGGUCAGUUAUUCAAAAGAGUUGCUUGAGAGCGUUUUUUUAUCUUUUUACCAACCGUCUAUUUUGGGGUCCUGAGCCAAAUUUUCAACAUUGGUAGUUUAUUUACUCUUGGUUGCCAACCAUGUAAAACAAUUAAUGAUUCACGUAGCAAGUGCGUGUUAUCAGAGGACUGCAAUGAGAUUAACUAAAUCUCACCUCCUUCAAUCAUACCAAAAAGUAUGAAUCCCUGCACUUAGCAUUAUGUGUGGUGCAUCUACUGUAUAUGAAACACAUUAACCAGCACAACUAUAGUUUAAAUGUGUGCAACACUAUCAAAGAACUUGAUUUCAUACUUAAAACCUUUGAAUUAUUUUGGAUAUGGUGAUGCAUUUCCAAGUUCUUUGCUGUUUUAGGCUUGUAGAGUUGUAAAGUGGCAUGCCUGCUGUGUUCCUUGAUGGAGUCUGGUCCUUGGCAGUAUUGCCCAUGUGAAGUCAGCCAACACAUUUUUAUACUGAAGAAUUAAUAUCACAUGAACCGAACAACCUUUUUGGGAGCAGGUAAGGGGUAGUCAUUGUUUGAAAUAGAGAUUAGAGAUUAAAAUAAUGAAAGAAAAGGCUUUUUUAGGUGCCACUUCCUUAACUGAGAAUUCUGUGGGGUUAGGGUUUUUUUCCCCCCAAGACAGCUACCAUCACUUGCAACAAAAGUCCUCUUGCAAGCUGAACCUUUUAAGAUACUUAAAAAUAUUCAGUGAGGCCAUUUGCUGUAGAAGACACUUUUCUUCUUGGCAUAUAAUUUAAAACAAAAAAGAACUUGUUUAAAUUAUUUGCCAAUUGAAAACUCCACACAUGCUUAGUGAGUGGCAUGGGAUCUUAAGCAUGUAACUUACUUGACUUUACUAGGGCUUUUUUGUUCACCCAUGACAAGGUUGAAUUGUAAUACCAAGCAAUAGUAAUCAAAGAAAUAGGAAGAAGUAAAGCUAGUUUUUAUAAUGUGAUGUAAACUGUUAGCAAUUUUGAGGGACCAUGUCAGCUGCUACUACUACUCGAGUGAUUUUUCCAUUUGCUGGCAUUUGAAGAGGUGAAUACUGUCAUCUGGGACCCUCAAAAAGUACAGCAACAGAUAAGAAUCUUCCACUAACAUAUAUGUGUAGGUAAACCUGUGUUUGAAGUUAACUCCAUUUUAAUUUGUUUUUCUUUCUGAGGUGAAAAAUAGGCAGAUGGCCAAAAAGAUUGUAGCGAAAGGAAAGAUGUUGACAAUUUUUGACACUAGCUUUAUCGUUGCUUGUGCUUUCGUGUCAGUAAUGCAUAUUGACUGUAUUUGCUGUCCUUUACCAGUAAAAAAGUGAGCCUGUGCCUUCAUUAUCAAAUCCAUUACAAACCAAGUGGAUGCUGGAUAUAGAUUCCACAAGAUGCAGCUUUUGAAAUUACAACAUCUUAACAUGAAAAGCAAGUUUCUGGAAAUCAUAAAAAAACAUGGCCAAAUCACUUCCACAGCAUUGGUUGUUAAGUUUCCGGUUUAGCUUCCCCUAGCCUGACCUUCCUAUUCGAAAUAAAAGAAGUUUUUGCUGGAAACCAGUAAGUUUAAAGGCCAUUUAAAUUUCUCAGAUGAGUUAAAAGCCUCAUUUCCUUGCUGCAUGUUUAGGACAAUCUAUAAAGAUAGAAGAGUACAACUUCCAAGUUGCUGAUAAAACUUUGUAGGACACCAAAACAACUGUGUGCUUCCUUGUACAGGAGUAUGGGUGCCAGGAGAGGAAACUGGCUAUGGGACAGGAAGAGGUGGGAGGGAGCAGUCCUUCGCAGGCUUUCCUGGAUAGGAUUGAUGGGCUGGACUAGCUGGCUGUCAAUGGUGGCAUUACAACAGUAUGCACUUUAUUGUUGUUUUAGGAAGAAUACUUGUGGUUAUAAAAGUAUGUAACACAGGGGCACUCUUCUAGAAUAAUAGAUUAGCUCAAGAAGGAAAAGCAGUUGGAGGAGUUUCUCAGACUUUUUGUAAAUGAUCCAUUUUCUGGUUUCAAGAUAGAAAAACAGACUGAUCCUUCUCCAGUCUGUUCUCUAGUUUCUUCUUCCAGAAAGAAAAACAAAGCAAAACUUGAACAAGCAAAUCAUUAAAGUUUAGGAGCAUAAUUGCUUAUUUGUCUUUAGAAUUUUAUUUUUCUGUUCUUGUGGAAGUCAGUUACAUUCAAGCCCCUAAAUACUGUGUAAUGAGAAGGAGGUAAUUCUGUAACAUUUAAUAUUUCUUCUUAAGUAGUGGAAAGAUGCUUGGGUUUCCUGCAGAAAAUUACCUUUUCCCUCCCGAACAACCACACGUAAGAAACACUUUGCUUGGAUACAAUACAUUCCACGGCCAGCAGUUUGACAGCAGAAAAAAAAAGAAUACAUUUCCAUCCUUGGCAAGACCCCUUCCACACUGCCUUCAGUUGGAAAUCUCUCAAGAAACCUUCACUUUGCUAUAUUCUAGCAGCGGCUAUGAAAUAGCAACUACUUAAAAAAUUUCCAUCACAACGGUCCACAAUACCUUUCCUACCGAGCACUGGUCAUCUCCUUCCCAUCUUCCAAAACUGAAUACGUGGACAGGAAGAAAGGCAAGCAAGUAUGAGGUAGCACAUAGUGUUGAGACAUGCAUUUGUUCCAUGGAAAGCCUGCUUGCAUGCAGUUUCCAGUCAAAAGUACAGUCAACAUAGAGCGCAAGAUCACAGAGUUUGAACAUGUGAGGUGAGCCAGUGCCAUGGCAUAAGACAGAUAAUGAUCUUGCCGUGGGAUCAUUUCUGCGUGCGUAAUCUUGUGUGCUCUCACCUGGUAGUAAAUGGAAGGUGCCAUGUAUUUUUGCAGUAGCGUGGUUAAGGUGCUCACCCUCCCUUGCCUUGCAGUGGCUUCGUCGCGCAUCCCUGCUGGAAGGAAACGUGUCAAGACUGGGUCAGUGGGAUGCAGUUCAGCAAUUCGUACUUGGAAAAUUUCCUCUUGCAUUAGUACAUACGAGUGGCAGAUGGAACGGUCUUCAUUUGUUUGGUGGCUUUAAGUGUAUCAAAUCCAGCAUAAAAGAACUUAUGUCUAGCACACAAGGGCUUUCCAUGGGUAUGUGCUGCACACCCACUCACCAUUCUUCAGUUUGUUCGUAAAAACAAAUAUUCUAUGCAGAGGAGGGGAAUUAAUUUUCACCCACAGUAAUAGGAUCUGAAGAUAGACUCGUUUUACUUGUUUUUCGUUUGUUUUGCACUUUUACCAGACUGUUUGAGCCUUCUGAACAAGCUCCCUGUAGUUUCUAUGUCUGUUCCCAGCACAUGAGCAGCGUAACAGUCUGUAAACAGCUCUGAUCCGGGUAACCAGAAACUGGAAAAUUACAAAAUGUCUUUAUUUAAAAUAUUUCACAGCACUUUACCUAGCCUGAUUACUAUUUUGUAAACACGGAAUUAUUCUAUUGAUUGUUUGUAAACCCAUUUAAUAAAUAUGUGUUAGUUUUUAUCUUU